This is a messenger RNA of Gopherus flavomarginatus (Mexican gopher tortoise), 4362 nucleotides long. RefSeq names its product MDM2 binding protein (gene MTBP). Gene Ontology annotation, cellular component: kinetochore. Lineage: Eukaryota; Metazoa; Chordata; Testudines; Testudinidae. The transcript has 20 exons. Bases 18 to 2489 code for a protein of 823 amino acids. Gene Ontology annotation, biological process: traversing start control point of mitotic cell cycle; protein localization to kinetochore; regulation of protein ubiquitination. The record is from RefSeq and is a predicted model, not a curated record.
GGCGUCCGGCCGCGGCCAUGGACCGGUACCUGCUGUUCGUGAGCUGGGAGGAGCGGAGAGCCCCGCGGGGCGGCGGCGCCGAGCGCGUAGCAGGUAUAACUGCAGCAAAUGUUUAUAACCUUCUGAAAGAAAAUUGUAGAACCUUUAUAAAUAAGGAUGUAAGCACUUUCCCAGCAUGUUCUGUGGCUGGGGUUCCAGGUAUGAGGAAAUGGUAUUUUGCAAAUCAAGUUAUAUAUGAUUUCUAUCAGUUUUGUAGUUCUGACUGGGAGGAGAUCAAUGUUGACAUGAAGAAAGAUGAAAAUGAAAACUCUCUCCAUACCAGUAUAGAAGAAUGCCUGGGUGCUAUUCAGAGUUUUGAGGAGGAAGACACUAGCAGCAGAGAGUCACUGUCACUGAUUGAUGUCUAUGAAGAAUCUGCAGAGAGUCUACAUCAGUUAUCGGACAAGCUCCCUGCUCCUGGAAGAGCCAUGGUUGAUGUAAUACUACAGUCUGCUGAAAGAGAUGCCCCCAAGUUAAAAGAUUGCUUACCUGCUAUUGGUGCCCUGAAACAUCUGAAAGAAUGGCAUUCUGCAAAAAUCACUAUAGCAACAAAUGACUAUAAAGGUAGCUGGCAAAAAAUUGCAGACUACCUAUCAGCAGAUGUUGUGGCUUCAGAUAAUCUAAUAAAUAUUAUUGACUCAAAAGAGCUGUGGAGAGGAGAGAUUCAGGUAUGGGAAAGAAAGUUUGGAUUUGAAGUUAGGUUUCCAAAAUUUUGUAUAAAGAGUGUCUCAGCCAAGCCUUUCAGCACAUCGUAUUUGAAUACUUGCUUCACUGCCAAGAAAACAGCACAAUCAAAGACUACUAGUAUUUUGCCAGAGGUUUUUCAUUAUUAUGGUCCUGUGUUAGAAUUCAUGCGGCUGGUGAUGCUUUCAGAUCUGCCAUCCUAUUUUGUAUCAGAUCUUGAAUUUGAGCUAAACUUGACAAGAAACAAUAUCAAUGAAAAGUCUACACUGCUUUUGGACCAGAUUUCUUCUCUCUGUGAAAAAGUAGGCGCCUUAUUUGUUUUGCCUUGCAAUGUAAGCAACAUGUUGAUUCCCUCUCCUGGCCAGCUGAGUACAAAAAAAUGGAAGGAACAUAUGGCCAAAAAACCAAAGGUCAUAACCAUUCCAGAAGUUGAGCUUAAAGGAGAGUCUUGCCAAUAUUAUUUCUUGGUACAAGGCAAUGGCUUUGGAGGGUGUAAAGCAACUUUGAUUCAUUCAGCCAAUCAGAUCAAUGGCACAGCCACUCUUGCUUUAAUAAAUGGAAAGCUACAGACAAGCACAGAAGAAACACAGUCAAGCUUUUGUACUGGUGACUUCAUCAGUUCUCUUCCACAUUUCUAUGGAGAGCAGAUUCUACAGAGAGAAAAGAAACUGGCUUAUGUCCAAGCAUUUGCCUUGAAAGAAUGUCUCAAGAGGCGGGAAUCAGGCAAGCAACCUUCAACUGUUUCUGCUGAGGAGCUCAAAACCCUGUUAACACUUACUAGGGAACGUUUUUUAGAGUUGUAUGACACUAGCCUUCCAAAAACUGUUCUGCACAAAGCAAUCAACAAAACUAGCCCCUACACAAUGACUCAUGAACCUGAAUUAAUAGCACCCAAUCCUUUGGAGUGGCCAGAAAGAAGUGUUCUUCAGAACUUGGAAAAUUUUGAAAAAAUUAAACAAAAAAUGAGAGUUUCAAUGUUGGCGCAUUCCUCUGAGCAAUUACUGGGCCAUAAAGAUGAUGAGAGGGAAUCACUGACAUUGCUGGAUGCUAAAGAGCUACUGAAAUAUUUCACUCCAGAGGGGUUACCUAUUGGGGAUCUUCAGCCAUUACAAAUUCAAAAGAGUGAAAAUGCUUUUCUUCUGACGCCAGAGCUUACUCCACGAAAGCUGGGAGGUCUGUCUUUUGAAAAAGCGGCUGGGUGCCAUUAUCAUGGGCUUGAAUACUGUCUAGAUAACAGAAAAGCUUUAGAGAGAGAUGUGAAAUUUGCUGAACUUCAGACUCGUCUUAUUCGCUAUGAAACGCAGACUACCUGUACUAAAGAGUGUUGUCCUUUACCAUGUGUCUUGAGCCCUCUUCCGUCUCCUGCAGUUUUGUCAGAGCCUGGAAGUGUCCCCGAUGGGGAGUCUUUACAAAGUGAACUCAGAACAGAAUCAUCAAGGCUAAAACGCAGAUCAAAAGACUUGGAUUCCUUUUAUCCCAAGAAGAGUCUAAUAAAAACUGAAAGCACAGAUUCUCUCAUGUCUCAGGCAAGCGGAAGUAGUGUGGGUCACCAUUCAGUCGGUGUCAUAAGAAAACAUCCAGGCAGAUCAUUGUCUCUAACAUCUGCAUCUGUUAAGCAGCCUAGUGGUCAGGCCAACAAAGUAACUGCAGAGGCUGGCCCAGCAAGUCAGAGAUGGGUGCAAGAGUCAGAAACUUCAAAGCCAAUUAAGGAAUCAAGAUCUCAGAAACAUAUACGGAAAAUGAAAUUGACGAGUCUUCCCAGCUGACUGCCGAAGGGUGAGCACCCCAGUUUUCCAUCACUUCCCGUACCCUCUAGUUUCCAGAGAGAUAACUAGGCUACCAAGGAUGUGGGUCGCUCAGCCUCCCCCAAAUCUGUUUGCUAGGAGGGCAGCUGGGCAGGCAAAAUACUGAGGUGCUGAAAAAGUGCUAAUGUAUCAGUAUUCAAAAUCAGCAAUGGAUGACCUGGAUAACUAUAGGCUGGUUAGCCUGACAUCAAUCCAAGGCAAGUAAAUGGAAAACCUGAUAUGGGAUUUAGUACAUAAAAAAUAAAGGAUGGGGUUAUUAUUAAUGCCAGACAGCAUGGUUUUAUGGAAAAUAGGUCUUGCUGGGCAAACCAGAUUUCAUUCUUUGAUGAAAUUACAAGGUUAGUUGAUAAAGGUAAGAACAGUGUAGAUGUAAUAUAUUCGGAUUUCUGUAAGGUGUUUGACUUACUACCGCUCAACAUUCUAAUUUAAAAAUGAGCACUAUGCAAUAUGAACAGAGCCCACAUUAAAUGCAUUAAGAACAGGCUAACUGACAGAGCUCACAGUAGUCGUCAGUGGGGAAUCCUCAUCAAAUGGGAGUGUCAGUCUCCAGUGAGUUUCACAGGGAUUGGUCUAACUCACAACAUUAUUCAGCUUUUGCAUUAAUGACUUGAAACUAUAUAUAAAAUUAAUGCUGUUAAAAUUUGCUUAGUAAACUGGGCCCAUUCAAUCAAAAUGUGUUUUAAUGGGAGGAGGAAUAGCUUAGUGGUUUGAGCAUUGGCCUGCUAAACCCAACGUUGUGAGUUCAAUCCUUGAGGGGGCCAUUUAGGGAUCUGGGGCAAAAGCCUGUCUGAGGAUUGGUCCUGCUUUGAGUAAGAGGCUGGACUAGAUGACCUCCUAAGGUCCCUUCCAACCCUGAUAUCUGUGAUUCUAUGAAUACAACCAAGUUCUGCAUCUACAAACAAGGAAUGCAGGCCUAUGGAGUGGGGGACCAUAUCCUAUAACUCAAUGACUCUGAAAAGGAUCUAAGUGUCAUAGUGGACAGGCAACUCAUCAUUGAACUUCUGGUGUGAUGCGUGAUGUUGUGGCAAAUGAGCUAAUGCUAAUGUAUGAACAGGGGAAUAGUAAGUAGGAGCAGGAAGGUGAUCUGAUCUCAGCCAUUGGUGAGAUAGAUACUACAAUACUGUGUACAGGUCUGGUGUCCCCAUUUUAAAAAGGGGGUUGAAAAAUUGGAGAAGCAGCCAAAAAGAGCCAAGAAAAUGAUUUUGAGAGCUGGAUAAAAUGACUUACAAUGAGAAACUUAGGUCAAUCUGUUUAGCUUGUCAAAAAGAAGACUGAAAGGUGACCUGAUGACAACAUGUAAGUAUUGUCAUGGAGAGAAAAUAUUGGCUACGAAAGGGCUUUUUAAUCUGGCAGAGAAAGGCAGAACCAGAACCUGUGGAUGGAUUCAGUGGAACCAGUCUGAUUCAAAUUAGAAAUAAGGCACAAAUGUUCAACAGUGAGGGUGAUCAGUUAUUGGAACAAACUAACAGAGGAAGUGGUGGAUUCUCUGUACCUUGUUGUCAAGACUGGAUGCCUUUCUCAAAGAUAUGCUUAGCCAAACACAAGUUGUUGAGCUCCAUGCGGGGUAACUGUGUGAAAUUUAAUGGCCUGUGAUGUACAGGAGGUGAGACUAGAAGAUUUGAUAGUGUCUUCGGGCCUUAAACCGUAUGAAUCUGUGAAAAAUAUGAAAAUGAGGAUUUCUCAUUACCCUCAUGGAUAUGUGAAACAGGAAAAUACAAUAUAUAUCACUUUAUUUUAAAUAAUGCCUAGCAGCUAUACAGAGUGUUCCAUCUUAAAGCACUCUGUAAAUGUUAACUAAUCCUCAGCACUCAGGUGAAGUAGGUAUUCUGUUCAU